AUGGUCGCCGUGCCCACCGCCUGGUGCUCCGUCGUUCUAGCCCUGCUCCUGGCCCUGCACGAAGGCAAGGGUCAAACCGCUGCAGCCACUGAGCAACAGGCCCCUUCGGCCCGCGCCUGGGGCGCCCACCUGCGGCCUCGGCGGUGCUCCUGCAGCUCCUGGCUUGACAAGGAGUGUGUCUACUUCUGCCACCUGGACAUCAUUUGGGUGAACACUCCAGGACAGACAGCUCCUUACGGCCUGGGAAAUCCGCCAAGACGCCGGCGCCGCUCCCUGCCAAGGCGCUGUGAGUGCACCAGUGCCAGCGACCCCGCCUGUGCCACCUUCUGCCAUCGAAGACCUGAAAGGAAAGAUGCCAGGUGCACCGGGCUGGAAAUGGAUCUGCUCCUGAGGGCAGGGUUGAACCUCCGGCAGUCCCCGGCAGUGGGUCCCAUCCCAGCAAGUGCAGGGCUCACAAGACCUGAGGCCUCCACAAGAGAGCUCCUCCUGCGGCUGAGGGACAUUUCUGUUGCCAAGAUCCGCUUUGCCAAGUGGCAGCAGAAGAGAACGAAAGAGCCCAAACCUACACCCCCGUGGAAGAAGAGAUAG
Molecule: messenger RNA, 588 nt
Organism: Elephantulus edwardii (Cape elephant shrew)
Lineage: Eukaryota; Metazoa; Chordata; Mammalia; Macroscelidea; Macroscelididae
Gene: EDN2
Product: endothelin 2
Exons: 6
Coding region: 1-588 (195 amino acids)
Biological process (GO): intracellular calcium ion homeostasis; regulation of systemic arterial blood pressure by endothelin; regulation of vasoconstriction
Cellular component (GO): extracellular region
Molecular function (GO): endothelin B receptor binding; hormone activity
Source: RefSeq, a predicted model, not a curated record